AGGCGCAUGCGCCGUGCGGGGACCGCCGCCGCUCUGGUGUCGCUGCCGCAGCCGUUGCCGCCGUUGCCGCCUCCCUGCUGGCAAGUGUGGGAAGGAGGAGCUGAGGGCCACCGCCGCCGUUGCCGCCAUGGGGAGGAAGUCGAGCAAAGCAAAGGAGAAGAAACAGAAGCGGUUGGAGGAGCGAGCAGCCAUGGAUGCUGUCUGUGCCAAAGUGGACGCCGCCAACAGGCUUGGAGACCCAUUAGAGGCUUUCCCAGUGUUCAAGAAAUAUGAUCGCAAUGGGUUAAAUGUCUCCAUUGAAUGUAAGCGAGUGUCUGGCCUGGAGCCGGCCACCGUGGAUUGGGCCUUCGACCUGACCAAGACCAAUAUGCAGACCAUGUAUGAGCAGAGCGAGUGGGGCUGGAAGGACAGAGAGAAACGUGAGGAAAUGACGGAUGACCGAGCCUGGUACCUCAUCGCUUGGGAAAACAGUUCGGUUCCCGUAGCCUUUUCUCACUUCCGGUUUGACGUGGAGUGCGGGGAUGAAGUCCUGUACUGCUACGAAGUGCAGCUGGAGAGCAAGGUGCGGCGGAAAGGCCUGGGGAAGUUCCUCAUCCAGAUCCUGCAGCUCGUGGCCAACAGCACACAGAUGAAGAAAGUUAUGUUAACGGUAUUUAAGCACAAUCAUGGUGCCUACCAGUUCUUCAGAGAAGCGCUGCAAUUUGAAAUCGACGACUCUUCCCCAAGCAUGUCCGGUUGCUGUGGGGAGGACUGCUCCUAUGAGAUCCUGAGCCGGAGGACCAAGUUUGGGGACAGCCAGCACUCCCAUUCGGGCGGGCACUGUGGUGGCUGUUGCCACUGAACUCCCAAGCUCUCUCCAAGGCCUGUUCUCUCCCCGGUUUCAAGCCGCUUGCCAGGUGCCCUCAGAGCUGUGGCCUCCUCAGCCCCAACCCUGGGGAGGAGCGGUCCGCGCCGCCCCUCCUGCUCUCUCCUAGAAGAGCAGGGUGCCGGAGGGAGCAGAGAGGAGAGGAUGCUGCCGGCAGAGCCGGCGGAGGCCGGGGCACGAGGCGCGUCCUCUCGCGGUGGCUGCCUUCUCGCUCGGCUCGGCCCUGAGCGUGGGUUCUCCGACUUCCCUACAGCUGGAUUCCCGACAAGCCCCCCUCCCCGCCACACACACUGCUGGACAAAGGGAGUGUUUAUUCCCACCUUCAUGAAAGUCCCGGAGCCCUGGGUCAGGGUCUGGCUGGUUCCCAAAGAGGAAUGGGCUCAGUGUAAGAUCUGGGCGUAGAGAGAGUCUUCAGAGAGACUCCUGUUUCGUGGAUGGGAUGCUCCAGUGGAGACCUCAGGAUGGUCUCUUGUGCCAUGACACAGGGAAUCGAGGGAGCUCUUUCUGGCUGUGCCUUCGCGGAUCCAGUUAGAGUGGAGUCGUCCCAGGGGACCAGCCGACUCUGGGAGAAAGGCUGCCCCCCCUCCCCAUUGCUGUCAGCACGGGGCCGGGAGGACAGGAGCAGGUGUGAGUGGGACCUGCCGUGGGGGCUGUGGCUUCUCCGGGCUUUGGGACCUGGCGGCACCCUGAGCUUAACCUCUUGAUCUCAUGGCAGUGACUCGAGAUUUUUACUCACAGAAAAGAGCUGGAGCCCUGCCUGCUCUUCUCCGUCACCUCUCACCACUGUUUCUGCCCCUGCCUCUCCCCCCACUCGAUACCCCUGUUCUUACUCUCAAGGGGGAAUAACAUCAGGGAGCCCCUUGUCUUCCCCCAGAAGGCCCCUUGCUCUUGCCAUAUUUAGUGCCGUGUCCUCUCAUAUCUUGGUGCUGUUAGCUCUCUGAAGGUGGGUACCCCCCACCGCCACCGCCCCCUUUGGAGAGCCCCCAGCCAGCAGCAGCCCCUUCCUGCACUCCCCAGCCUGGCCAGACGCUGCUCUUCUCUCUGGUGUCACCUGCGGCAGACGGGGCGCGGGAGAAGCUUCCUCUCCCCUCCUGGGAUAGAGAGGGCGCAGGGUCAGAGCUCAGACUUGCCCUCAUCCCCAGACCGUUAUCCCCUUCCAGGGAAGAAAAUGACCAAAUCCUUAGCCAGGAAGAAGCACCUACCGCCUCCCCUUGGACAACCUUGAGCUCUGCCUUAGGGAGCGUCUCAAAGGUUCUGCCUUUGCGAGGUUGUUCCGGAGGAGGUCUGUCAGUCCUUCCGACCUCGGUCUGCUCACGCCCCACCCUGUGCCCUGACUCAGGCUGCUUGUGCCGGCCAUCUCCCCGGAGCUGUUCUGGCCUCCCGCCUGUGCCGGGCCUGUGCGCACAGCCUCUCCGCCGAGUGCUCUGUUGCUCUCGACCUGCCAGCAGUGGACGUGGCCUCCCUUGGAGAGGGCCUUGCAGCUUUACACUGGAAUAAGCCCACCUUUACCCCUACCCUGCUGACUCCCAGGAGGUUUUACCCGAGGGGGGGAGUUUUCAUUGCUGGAGGGCAUUGGAGGGCUCCUUCCAAGAAUCAUGGAACGACAGAGUCACAUUUAGGAAGAGCUUUAACUCUGAUCCCUGCUGUCUGUCAAAGGACAGAGAAUGAAAUAUUUAUUGUCUUAGAUCAUGGGUUUCUGAUACCUCCCACUCAAGGGGACCAAAAGGGACCCCGGCGUAAAUCCCACAUAAAGGGAGUUAAGUGUGCGUGUCUCCCCUCAUUGGACACCUGGCACCGAGCCCCAUUGGUAGAUGGGCACUUGGUGUUGGGCCCUGCUUGUCCAGCCGCCUGUGCCACUUCCCAAGGGCUGCUGGGGGCUCUGGCUGGGUGGGGAGGCGCUGUCUGAGACCCGCAGGUCACCCUGUUGUUGGUGUUGAACCCACUCAGUUCUUAGCCGUCAGUCUCUCCAUUUCCCCAAGGUCUUGGUUUUAAGAAACAUAGCAGGCCUUUUGUACCAGGCUUUUUGGUUUGUUUGAGGCAUGUUGAAAUAUUAAUUUUGAGAUUUGUUUUUUAGUUGUAUCCACCCUAUUUCAGGUUAUUUUCAUUGAUGUCAGAUGUGUAUAUGACAUGUGUAUGGUUCUUUUUAACCCUUCCUGGUGUGUGGUUUUUUUUUUUUUAGAGGAAACUUUGAAGAUAAACUCCUUGAUAUAUAUAUAUAUAUAUAUAUAUAUAUUUUUUUUUUUUUUUUUUCUUUAG
Messenger RNA from Globicephala melas (long-finned pilot whale), 3121 nucleotides. RefSeq names its product N-alpha-acetyltransferase 40, NatD catalytic subunit (gene NAA40). Gene Ontology annotation, cellular component: nucleus. NCBI's taxonomy places the organism in Eukaryota, Metazoa, Chordata, Mammalia, Artiodactyla, Delphinidae. The record is from RefSeq and is a predicted model, not a curated record. Gene Ontology annotation, molecular function: histone H2A acetyltransferase activity; protein N-terminal-serine acetyltransferase activity; histone H4 acetyltransferase activity.